Molecule: messenger RNA, 274 nt
Organism: Meloidogyne enterolobii
Lineage: Eukaryota; Metazoa; Nematoda; Chromadorea; Rhabditida; Meloidogynidae
Source: the annotation of a GenBank genome assembly
AUGGGUCUCUCCUUCGCCUUGUUUUCUCUUCACGCCUAUUACCCGUCUCUUCUGUUGCCGCUUCUGAUUAUUUCAACGGUCUUGCUCGUCAAAUGCGCUAAGAAGAAGAAAACGAAUCAGGCCACCGCAAUGACUGUGAAAGCGAAACGACGAUUCAAGAAGAAAAACCAAGAAAGGAAGGCGUUGCCGCUGUCAAGGACUAUCAAACAUUGGGCAAUCUGGAUGCAAAUAUCUUCCUAAAAGAGCAAAAGAAAAAGGGCGGUGGCAAGACGCC